AUGCUUAACUAUCACGAACCACAGCAUCUACAACAACCACAGGCGAUGCCACAAUUGAGUGGCUCAAUUGCUAACGCCGACAAUUUCUAUUACCCACAAACGGUGAACGUGCCCACGUUGACAUUACAUAACGCUAAUAACGUUGGCGGUCGUGCUGUCACUGCAGCGUCUGCAUUGUUGGCGUCGGCAUCGGCGCCAGCGUCAUCGUUGGAUCAUCUGCACAGUCUGACGCAGCAUAAUGCAUUUGCGGCACAUAAUUGCAAUAAUAGCAACAACACUAACAACAACAACACCAACAACUGCAAUGCCAAUACCAUUAACAUGAGCUCCGCCGCCGGUGAUGGCACAGCUUAUCGACAACAACAGCAUCGUCAUCAACAACAACAACAGCAGCAGCAGCAGCAACAACAUCAUAAUCAUCAGCACACACAGCAGCCGCAAACGGAUCGAAUUGCCGUUAGCGGCAAUGGUAAUACUGUUGGCUGCCGCAAUUCCUGUUCACCCGAUGAGCUUACAAAAAUCGAAGAUAACUAUCCUUUGCACGUCGUUGGCAGUAAACAUUCGGAGAAUGUGAAGCGUUUCUCCGUGAACAAUUUGUUGGAAUUGGCUAAUGAUUGCCGCAUUUCAGGUAGAUUGCACCAUCAGCAUCAACAGCAGCAGCAACAGGAGAAUUUGGAUGGUACGCAAAUAAAUGAUUUAGAUGACAGUUUCCGUAGCAGCAAUGACGACUACCCCGAUGCUUCCAAUUUAAUGGAGCUAACACACACAGUGCCGGUGCCGCGUCAAAAUUCACAACAUCACCUGCCGAAUUCGCAAACCACGCACAUGUUGCAUCAACACAGUGAACAACAGCAAAUGCUUACACAACAUUCACAGCACGUUGCACCGCCGCCACCCAUAACGUCGGUCCAACAGCAACAACAACAUUCACGUAAGCCACGUCGCAAUCGAACUACGUUCACCUCUGGCCAAUUGACUGCAUUGGAGAAGGUCUUCGAACGUACUCACUACCCGGACGCAUUCGUACGCGAAGAGCUGGCUAACAAAGUGGGACUAAGUGAGGCACGUGUACAGGUAUGGUUUCAAAAUAGACGCGCCAAAUUUCGCCGCAAUGAACGGAGCUCUACGUGUGGCCGCUCCAUAUUGGCGAGUACGCCACAACCGGUGCCGCCCAUCACCGUCACGCACAAAUUCGAUAAAGCCAUCGUCGGUAGUGGCAGUGCUGGUGGAUUUUUUCAUCAGCAAAUGGAUCAUGCGGCCGCAGCGGCAGCCGCUUACACUUUGAGCUUUCCAACACUUGGCAUGUAUUCAACGGCGGCGGUAGCUGCCGCUGCUGCAAAAAAUUAUGCAAAUUCCUAUAAUGCAUUUGGCAGUGGACCCGCGGUUGGUGCUACUGUGGAUGGACUCACCGGUGCAGGGGGUGGUGGAGGUGGUGGCUGUGGCUUCUUUGGUUCUUCGAAUUAUUGUGCGCCUGCUACUGGUUAUCAACACAGCUAUGCAACAUUGCGGUACAAGGGAGCUCAAGGAUUUUAGCGCUAUGAAGUGAAAUGUUAAUAGAAGCUGGAGAUAAGUGAAUAAAAAGUACAACUUAGUUAAAUUUUCAUUAAU
Bactrocera latifrons is the source of this 1608-nucleotide messenger RNA. RefSeq names its product myb-like protein Q. Lineage: Eukaryota; Metazoa; Arthropoda; Insecta; Diptera; Tephritidae. The record is from RefSeq and is a predicted model, not a curated record. Gene Ontology annotation, biological process: regulation of transcription by RNA polymerase II. The coding region runs from base 1 to 1533 and encodes 510 amino acids. The transcript is spliced from 3 exons. Gene Ontology annotation, molecular function: RNA polymerase II transcription regulatory region sequence-specific DNA binding; DNA-binding transcription factor activity, RNA polymerase II-specific.